AUGAGUGUAAUGAAUUCAGAAUUUAGGAAUGAUAAUGACUUCAUUAAGGCUGCAAUGGAACAACCAGUAGUAACAAUUGAUGAGACUCCUAAGAAGGCACCUAAGAGGAUUGCUAAGAAGCCAGUUUCAAAGGAAAAGUCAGUAAAGAUAUCACCUACAAGGAGAUCACCAAGGUUGCAUGCUCAAUCAAAGAAUGAAAACUCAAAUGGAGGAGCAUCUAGGAAGUUGUUGUUCAUGGAUCUGUUAAAUGAAGUGGAAUCUCAGGGUUUUUCUUGCCUAAGUCAAGCCACUGUUGUUGGUUCUAGCAGUACACCAGUUGAUAACUUUAAUCAUGAUUACUGGGUAGAUGAAGUAAACAACACUGCUGCAGGGGAUAACACUGAUGCAGGGGAUAAGGCUAAUGCAGGGGAUAAGACUGAUACAGGGGAUAAGACUGAUGCAGGGGACAAUAGUGAUGGUGAUGAUGAGGACAAUGUGGUGCUAGAGAACACUACUGUAGAUGAAUGUCACCCCAUUGAAGACCCAAAUGCUCCACCAAUCUUUGACAGUGAUGAAGAAAAUGAUAUUGAUUAUGAAGAUAUUGUCAAGACAUACAAAGUUGGAGAUGAAAGCAGUGAUUCAAGCAGUAGUGAAGAAGACAAUGAAGAAGUUUCUAAUGAUGACAAGAAUAAUGAUAAGGAUAAUGAUGGUCCUGAAGUAAAUGAUGAUAAAUAUUCCAAACCAAAGCUUGAUUACCAGAAGUGGAAAGAAAUGUUCAAUAUGCACAGUGAUGAAGAAGAAGAACCAUUAUUUCUGAUACCCAUCUAA
Messenger RNA from Papaver somniferum (opium poppy), 807 nucleotides. RefSeq lists its product as uncharacterized. NCBI's taxonomy places the organism in Eukaryota, Viridiplantae, Streptophyta, Magnoliopsida, Ranunculales, Papaveraceae. The record is from RefSeq and is a predicted model, not a curated record. The coding region runs from base 1 to 807 and encodes 268 amino acids. The transcript has 2 exons.